Triticum urartu is the source of this 498-nucleotide messenger RNA. RefSeq lists its product as uncharacterized. Lineage: Eukaryota; Viridiplantae; Streptophyta; Magnoliopsida; Poales; Poaceae. The record is from RefSeq and is a predicted model, not a curated record.
CGGAAACGGCAUCCAAAGGCAGAGUUCAGAGACAGAGUCAAGACAGAGGAACAGAGCAACACCCGAAACUUUGUUAGAGGCAGGCAGCUCGGUUAAUCGACCAUGGACAAGAUCCUGGCUUUCUCCAUCCUCAGCUCGUCGCCGGCAGAGAUUGCUGGGGCCGGGUACGCCACGCGACUGUCCUGGCGGAGCGGCGGAGGGAAGCAGGCGAUGGAGAAGAAGCAGCAGGAGGACAAGGUCGAGCGGAGCCCACGGCCGGAGAGGAAGCCGGAGGCCAGCCCGGCACGGUUUGCGCCGGAGUUCGACGGCCUCAACUGCUUCGAGUACAUAGUAUCCCCUUGAGUGGGUCGCCGGCUGUCUCCCGGGAGAUUUUUUCUUCUUUUUUUUUCACUUCCCCAUCUGCUGCCGUGUGAGGUUUGGUUUCUUUUUGACCAAGAGACUUACCAUAUACACAGCGAGAGAACGUAUGAGCUGAUAAUUACACAGUUGCUUGAUUUA